AGAUAAAGAGGAAGUUGUCUUAUGGAUGAAUACUGUUGGGCCCUACCAUAAUCGACAAGAGACUUACAAAUACUUUUCACUUCCAUUCUGUGUGGGAUCAAAAAAAAGUAUUAGUCAUUACCAUGAAACUCUUGGAGAAGCACUUCAAGGAGUUGAAUUGGAGUUUAGUGGUCUGGAUAUUAAAUUCAAAGAUGAUGUGAUGCCAGCAACUUACUGUGAAAUUGACUUAGACAAAGAAAAGAGAGAUGCAUUUGUGUAUGCUAUAAAAAAUCACUACUGGUACCAGAUGUAUAUAGAUGACUUACCAAUAUGGGGUAUUGUUGGUGAAGCAGAUGAAAAUGGAGAAGAUUAUUAUCUUUGGACUUACAAAAAACUUGAAAUAGGUUUUAAUGGAAAUAGAAUUGUUGAUGUUAAUCUAACUAGUGAAGGAAAGGUCAAACUGGUUCCAAAUACCAAGAUCCAGAUGUCAUAUUCAGUAAAAUGGAAAAAGUCAGAUGUGAAAUUUGAAGAUAGAUUUGACAAAUAUCUCGAUCCAUCUUUUUUUCAGCAUAGGAUUCAUUGGUUUUCAAUUUUCAACUCCUUCAUGAUGGUUAUCUUCUUGGUGGGCUUAGUGUCAAUGAUUCUAAUGAGAACUUUGAGAAAAGAUUAUGCCCGGUACAGUAAAGAAGAAGAGAUGGAUGACAUGGACAGAGACCUCGGAGAUGAGUAUGGAUGGAAGCAGGUGCAUGGAGAUGUGUUCAGACCCUCAAGUCAUCCCCUGAUAUUUUCCUCUCUCAUUGGUUCUGGGUGUCAGAUAUUUGCUGUAUCUCUCAUUGUUAUUAUUGUUGCAAUGAUAGAAGACUUAUACACAGAGAGGGGAUCAAUGCUUAGUACAGCCAUAUUUGUUUAUGCUGCUACAUCUCCAGUGAAUGGUUACUUUGGAGGAAGUCUUUAUGCUAGACAAGGAGGAAGAAGAUGGAUAAAGCAGAUGUUUAUUGGGGCAUUUCUGAUCCCUGCUAUGGUUUGCGGCACUGCCUUCUUCAUCAAUUUUAUAGCCAUUUAUUACCACGCUUCAAGAGCAAUUCCUUUUGGAACAAUGGUGGCUGUUUGUUGCAUUUGUUUUUUUGUUAUUCUUCCUCUGAAUCUUGUUGGUACAAUACUUGGCCGAAAUCUGUCUGGUCAGCCCAACUUUCCUUGUCGUGUCAAUGCUGUGCCUCGUCCUAUACCAGAGAAAAAAUGGUUCAUGGAGCCUGCAGUUAUUGUUUGCCUGGGAGGAAUUUUACCUUUUGGCUCAAUCUUUAUUGAAAUGUAUUUCAUCUUCACCUCUUUCUGGGCAUAUAAGAUCUACUAUGUCUAUGGCUUCAUGAUGCUGGUGCUGGUUAUCCUGUGCAUUGUGACCGUCUGUGUGACCAUUGUGUGCACGUACUUCCUACUCAAUGCAGAGGAUUAUAGGUGGCAAUGGACAAGUUUUCUCUCUGCUGCAUCAACUGCAAUCUAUGUUUACAUGUAUUCCUUUUACUACUAUUUUUUCAAAACAAAGAUGUAUGGCUUAUUUCAGACAUCAUUUUACUUUGGCUAUAUGGCGGUAUUUAGCACAGCCUUGGGAAUAAUGUGUGGAGCAAUUGGUUACAUGGGAACAAGUGCCUUUGUCCGAAAAAUCUAUACUAAUGUGAAAAUUGACUAGAGACCCAAGAAAACCUGGAACUUUGGAUCAGUAUGUGUUUCUAGGAGAGGAACUUGCACAGAAAAAAAGCGCAAGAAGAGAUUUGGGCUUUAACCUGGGUACUUAGUGGGUCUCUGUUUCAUGGAUGGCUUAAAGUAACAUCUAUUUCCAUUGAUCCUAGGUUCUUACUGACUGCUUUCUCCAACUGUUCACAGCAAAUGCUUGGAUUUUAUGCAGUAGGCAUUACUACAGUACAUGGCUAAUCUUCCCAAAAACUAGCUCAUUAAAGAUGAAAUAGACCAGCUCUCUUCAGUGAAGAGGACAAAUAGUUUAUUUAAAGCAUUUGUUCCAAUAAAAUAAUAGAGAGAAACUUGGAUGCUAAGAUUACAUCAAUAGAAAUCUUCCUGGCACUUAGUGUUUCUACGUUAUUGAAAAAUAAUGUUCCAGAAAGAUUACUUUUUUCUCUUAUUUUUACUGCCAUCAUCAACCUAUUGUGGGACAUUUUUAUGUAUUGAAUCUGGGUUCCUUUUUGAGUUCUUUUCCCCCCUCUACCAAUUCAACUGCAUCCUUUUUUAAAAGAAAGAAUUUAAAAAUAUUAAUUCCUGCAUGUAAUAUAUCUACUUUCAUCUUAGUUGGACCAACUUCCCAUUUAUUUAUCUUAAAACUGUCCAGUUAACAUCUGAUUCCAUCCAAAGAAGAUCCAGUCUGAAGAUAGAGAUGUACUCUACUCUCUACAAUGCAGUUUACUGUACAGUUAGAAAGCAAAGUGUUAAAUGGAGGAGAUACUUGUUUUUAUUAAACAUUUUGAGAUUUAGAUAAAACAGCAUUUUAACUGACUGUCUAAAAUGAUUAUCUUUUUUUUUUUUUUUUUUAAAUUUUCCCUGGAACUUAGUCUUACAGCUUUUCUGGGUCUGAAUGAAGGCUUUACAUAAAAAAGAAAAAAAAUGUUAAAAACAUAAAGGGUGGGUGCAAACAUGUAUAUAACAUUAAAUAAUGUAACGUAGGUGUAGAUUCCCAGAUGCAUUUGGAUGUACAGAUUGACUACAGAGUACUUUUUUCUGAUGAUGAUUGGUGUAGAAAUGUGUGAAUUGGGUGGCUUUUUACAUCUUUGCCUACCAUUGCAUGAAACAUUGGGGUUUCUUGAACAUGUGUGUGUCAUACUUAUUUUGGGAUGGGAGAUUGUUUUUUGAUUUUUUUUUUUUCUUUUCUUGAGACUCCUGUUGGAGCUAUAUUUGUAAUUUAGAAACACUUAAUUUUGUUAAUUCUGUCUGGGACAUUAAAGUAACAUCUAAAGCAGUCAUGCUUUAGAAUGUUAAAAUAAAAUUUCCUGACCAAAUUAUUUUGUGAAAAUAGAUGUGUUUGCAGUUUGAAAAUACCUGUUCACAAGGCAAUACCACUGAUUGUCAGUUUUAAAAAUAGAGAUUAUGUUUUUCCACUACAGGGAGCCAUAUUUUAUAACCCUCAAACUUACAUCUAGAUUAUAGAAUAUAGUGAUAAAGUGAGUGGCAAACCCUUCUUGAAAUGUGGCACAAAAUCUGUUCAGGUUGGUGUACCAUGUGAAAGUACAGAUCAGGUCAGAGUGGGCAGCUUUUAUUGGAUGAGCAAAUAAAGGAUAUUGUUUUCUCAGA
Messenger RNA from Elephantulus edwardii (Cape elephant shrew), 3270 nucleotides. It is a transcript of the gene TM9SF3, whose product is annotated as transmembrane 9 superfamily member 3. The transcript has 14 exons. Gene Ontology annotation, biological process: protein localization to membrane. NCBI's taxonomy places the organism in Eukaryota, Metazoa, Chordata, Mammalia, Macroscelidea, Macroscelididae. The coding region runs from base 26 to 1663 and encodes 545 amino acids. Gene Ontology annotation, cellular component: membrane. The record is from RefSeq and is a predicted model, not a curated record.